AUGGCGUCGACACAGUCGCCAGAAGCGAGAGAGCUGGCGUUGGUGGGAAAGGUCGAGAUGCGGGAUAUCAAACUUCCAGUAGCCGCUCUGCUCAAGCAAUUUAAAGAGAACGGUGACGUGGCCCUGAUCCGUCAUUUCGAUAUCUUGUAUAUACAACAGGGUAUAUCACGUCUCCCUGUUUCUGAAAGGCUCGAGCUUCUUCCCAUCCUGAUUCAGGGGAUUGCAAACGACUAUAACAAGUCCCAACAGCACGCUUCUCAGCUUUUCCAUCUAAUCUUACGCCUUCUUACACAUUUCAAACUUCCUCUACGAGGCAGUAAAGAGGAUGACGAACUUCGCUCUACCUUGGGCAUCCAAGCCGAUGAUGCAGAGUUUCUCUCGCAUUGGUUCGGCAAACUCUUGCUUCUCACCGUUACUCGCACCUCCAAUCCAGAUGUGGCAGCUUCCAUGCGGUGCCCCGGCCUCUCUGUUGAGGAGUACAAGUUUCUUACCCUACAGGGCAAACCUGACGCGUGGGAUCCAAGUACUGAUGCAGGAUUGAACUUGACAGAGUCUAAAGCUCUUGUGACGCGCUUGUUGGCAAGUGGCAUGUUCACCGAAGAUGAGAAGUUCCUUCCUGCGCUGUUCGCGUCUGCAGAUACCAAUUCUCGAAUCUCAGAAGUCGGCGAGGAUGUAUUGAAACGUGUGAUUCUUUCAAAAGAUUUGGAAGAUGCAGAAAUUAUCAAGACUUUGCUCGGUCUCUAUUUCGGCUCAUCAGCACCUGAAGGCCCUUUGGCAGUCAAGGUUCCCCUUCGUAUCAGGAUACUGGGAAUACUCGCUAAGUCUGUGACGUGCACAACAUUUCCGAAAGAUAUUGCUCGUGUCGUUGAGGAAGGAUUGUUGUCACCUGAAUUGAGCGCGACGAACAAGACCACCGCAGGCAGAGAAGCAUCCAAGUAUCGUUCAGCGAUCUUCGCUCUAGUCAACUUCGUUGCUCGAAGAGGUGCCGCCGAACAUCUCUCUAGUGUUGCCGAAGGCCUAGUGGGUAAUUUAAGAGCGUUUCUGCAGGACCAAGGCUGGCCGGUACCAGACAGAGAUCAGGACAUGGAACUUCGUGGAUAUGGAUACGAGACUAUCGGGUUGUUGGCCAAAGCGUCUCCCAAGACCAUCCUCCUCGAGCCGAAUUUGGAUCUACUCGAAUGGCUUUUUCGCUCGUUGAGGGAAGACGCUUCCGGGAAAGAAGUGACAGUCAGCAUUGACGAAGCUCUUUCAUCCGUGCUUGGUGCAUUCUCGAAAUCUCUCAAUGCCUCAAUACGACCAAAGUUUAGGCAAAUACUGCUCAAAUAUUCCGCCAAUGUCGACUCCAGCAAUGGGAGGGGCGACCAGGUCUUUAGAAGCACUCGAUAUACAGCUACGAGAUUUGCAAAUAGAUGUCUGCCGUACGACGAUGUUCUUGCCAGAUGGAUUGAUAUUCUUGCCGUAAGCGGAGGGAGCAGUGAAAGACACGAGGUCGUAGAAGAGGGACGAAAAGGCCUCGAUCCAUACUGGUUCAAUAUGUCGAACUCGCUACCAGGUAUCGACGCUGAAGGGGAUAACACCCCUUUCCCGAAUUUUGACGACCUCGUCCAAUUUAUUUUCGCUCGACAAGGCGAAGACGACGAUGACAUGGAUGUAGACGAUAACGGAAAUGCUGUGUCACAAGCACAGCUGUUCCAACAACGCUUCUCGCAUACACUGCCCACUGUCAUCACGUUCUGUUCUCAAGUCGCAAUGCACGCCGCACUCGCAGAGAAGAAUAUACAUGAGAAGCUUGCAGAGGAUUGGGGCCGUAAGCUUGAGACCCUCAUGACUAGCGAUCUCCGCGCACGUCAAGCAUUCCGGGCCUUUGCUGCUGUCGAAGCGCAUGCAACGUCACUGGCCAUACUUUUAAGAGCAAGCUUCGACCGACUUACACGGGAUGAGCUAAGCGAUGUCGGUGACAUUGGGAGUAGCUUUGUCCGCUUGCUCUCUUUAUGUCCUGAUAACAUCUGGAAGCGUGCACUGUUGUUGCGUGACUUCCGCACGCUAGAGCCUUCAGUACUAUCGAACAAUGCCAAUCGUCGAACGGCAGCCGCUCACGCCUACGGACUAUUAGCUUCACAUAAAGAUGUUCAGGCGGCAAUCAUUGAAAAAUCCUAUGACUUACUCUACGGAAAGAUCGAAACCUGGAGAGACGCUGUUGGUGGCGAGAUCAACCAAAUCAGUGGUGCUAUCGCGGCUUUGGGCUACUACCUCAGUCGUGCACAUUGGCAAAACCAGUCGCCUUCUACUGAUGAGGAUUCUCUGAAGAAGAUCCUCAAUGUCGUGUUCAAGAUCUUAGCAGAAUCAAAAGAUGCUACAUUGAAGACAUCCAUCUUCACUUGCAUAGAUCAGCUCAGUCUGUUCCAAGUCAUAAGUCCUUCUAGCAUAGCUCCCUACGCAAAAUUCCAGGAUGUUGCUCAGCAGAUCUACGACUCUGCAAAGGCUGGGACGACAAGCGCAAUCCUUGCGCUCGGGCAUUUGUCUACUACGACCGACGAAGCCAGCAACGACGACGAGAAAAGUGAUUAUAGCUUCAUAGCUGACAGGUUGUACGAGCUACACGAAGUACGGCAACCUGAAGUACAAUUCUCUGUUGGUGAAGCAUUGAGCUGCUUUGCUUGCGGAUGGGAGUCGAAAGCGCUGACAGCAGAGCUCGAUAUCGAACACACAACACAAUCGCACGAUCCUUGGGAUGCAUCACCAGUAACUCCAGCCGGACCUAGGCGCGAGAAGACGUUGACCACAGUCCUGGAGAAGACACUGAAGGGUUGCAAACAGUCUAAGCCAUCUCUCAAGAAGGCUUCCGUGAUCUGGCUUUUAUGCCUGUUGCAGUAUUGCGGUCAUAAGUCUGAGAUACAGCAAUACCUCCCUCAGUGUCAGUUGGCGUUCAAGUACUGCCUUUCGGACCGGGAUGAGGUGGUACAAGAAGCAGCAUCGCGAGGUCUCGGCCUUGUCUAUGAGAAGGGCGAUCGCCAACUCAAGGACGACUUGGUGCGCGACCUUGUGGGUUCAUUCUCAGACAACAAGGCGAAGAUGUCUGGUACCGUGUCGGAAGAUACGCAACUUUUCGAGCCGGGUGCUCUUCCUACUGGCGAUGGUUCGAUCACGACUUAUAAGGAUAUUCUCAGCCUUGCUUCUGAGGUCGGCGACUCUAGUCUCGUCUAUCGAUUCAUGUCAUUGGCAUCCAACAACUCCAUCUGGUCAAGCCGCGCAGCUUUCGGUCGCUUCGGCCUAAGUAACAUCUUCUCGGACUCUAGCGUUGACGGGUACCUGGCCGAGAAUCCGAAGCUAUAUCCCAAGCUAUAUCGCUAUAGGUUCGAUCCGAACCCUAACGUCCAACGGUCUAUGAACGACAUCUGGAAUGCUCUAGUGAAAGACUCGUCCGCGACCAUCGACAAGAAUUUUGAUGCCAUCAUGGAUGACCUACUUACAAACUUAGUGCAAGGAAGAAAUAUUGACAAGUACGAAAAGUACCUUGGCGAUAUCUGGGAUAAAUGCUUUAAAGUUCUCGAUGAUAUAAAGGAGUCUGUACGUGCUGCCGCAGCUUCCCUCGCUCGAGUGCUCACGGGCAUUUUGACGCGAUCCCUGGAAGCGGGUGACUCCUCGAUCAAGACCGCAGAUGCGAUGCUCUCACGGGUCCUUCCCUUCCUAUUCUCCGGGUCUGGUCUUGAAUCUAGCGCUGAGGAAGUGCGUAUGUUCGCGGUGCACACUCUUGUCCAGAUCGUCAAGAAGAGCAAUGCGAAGACGCUGAAUCCACACGUUCCCGAGCUAGUAGAGAGGCUUCUGGGGCUGUUGAGCUCGUUAGAGCCUGAAGCCGUCAACUACAUCCAUCUCAACGCCUCAAAGUACAAUCUCACCGAACAGAAGAUAGACGACAUGCGCCUACAAAGCGUACGCUCAUCGCCCCUUACAGAGUCUAUAGAGCGCUGUCUCGACCUCGCCGAUGCAGAGACGAUGAAGGUCCUCGUCCCACGCAUCGAAGUCGCAAUGAAGAACGCAGUCGGCCUUCCCUCCAAAGUAGGGUGCUCCAGGAUCCUCGUCACGCUCAGCACACGGCACAACUUCCUCUUCAAACCUUAUGCUGACAGCUUUUUAAAAACAAUCCAAAAGUAUGUGCAUGACCGCAACGACACCGUGUCUACCUCAUAUGCCGCCGCGGCAGGCUACGUCGCUCGCGUCGCGUCUGAUAAGCAACUCAUCGCCACCAUCGCCUUUUGCCACAAACUCUAUUUCGACUCCGAAGAGGACAAGUCCCGCCUCACUGCCGGCGACAUCGUCCUUUCCAUCUCCAAGAACGCCGCAGACCGCUUCACGUCGCUCUCCUCUGAGCUCCUCCCCCUCAUCUUCCUUGCGAAACACGACACAAAUGAACAGGUCAAGCGACUCUUCGACGACACGUGGUCAGACAAUGUCGCUGGCUCGCGUGCAGUCCUGCUCUACCUCAAAGAAAUCGUCAGCCUAUCAGACAAGCACCUUGAGAGUCCGAAAUGGGUGCUCAAGCACGCGGCCGCAAAAACUAUAGCUGACGCUGUGAUGUCCAUCACAACAGGCAGCGAAACCCUCGCCAAAGCCAACGCAGAGACCCUAUGGCCGUCUCUCGACAAAGCGAUGGGCGGGAAGACAUGGGAUGGCAAAGAAAUCGUGCUAGAGGCUUUUGUACGGUUCAUCGAGCGGGGACAAAGUCUCUGGAAAGAAGACAAAAAAGUCGCGAAGCAAAUCGAGAAAGUCACUAUUCGCGAGGCGAAGAGGCAGAAUAAGACGUAUCGGCCGCAUGCGCUUGAAGCUUUAGGCAAAAUCUGCCUUGCACGUACGGAUCUGGAGCUCUCAAGCACGGUUGUAGAGAUUGUAGAAAAUGUUCUAGAAGAGGUGCUCGGUGGGGAUGAAGAUGGAGAGAAAAUGGAUGUUGAUGGCGGAGAGCCGAUGAAGGAUGUGCAACUACAGGAGAAGACGCUUGCGGCAUGUAUAUCCGCUCUCACACUGUCGCCAAACACUACACUUCUCAGCACUCAAGCCCUUACCGCACACCUCUCCACUCUCCUCCCCCUCAUUGUCAAAGCAAACUCCACGCGCGCGAAGGACAUCCAUCUCAAGACUUUCACGUCACUUCAGGCUCUUUUCGAGCGUCUGCCCAGCGACAUCACGGUCAAUGAAGAGGCAAAGGAGGCGCUGGAGAAGCUACUAUUCGACCCAAGCUUUGAGGGACUGCCCGAGGCUAUGCGGGUGAAGCGGGCAGAGGCUUUAAUUGUUGUUGCAAAGGUUGGGGGCUGUAGAUGGGUGGCGGACAAAGUCAAACCGGAGGUGGAUGGUGGGGAGAGGAGUGCGGUUGUGAGGGGCGUGUUGGCGAAAGUGGGGAAGGAGUAG
Didymosphaeria variabile is the source of this 5400-nucleotide messenger RNA. It is a transcript of the gene ECM29, whose product is annotated as proteasome component M29. Bases 1 to 5400 code for a protein of 1799 amino acids. Gene Ontology annotation, molecular function: molecular adaptor activity. Gene Ontology annotation, cellular component: cytoplasm; nucleus. The transcript has 8 exons. The record is from RefSeq and is a predicted model, not a curated record. Gene Ontology annotation, biological process: proteasome assembly. NCBI's taxonomy places the organism in Eukaryota, Fungi, Ascomycota, Dothideomycetes, Pleosporales, Didymosphaeriaceae.